This is a messenger RNA of Chilo suppressalis (striped riceborer), 8448 nucleotides long. The record is from the annotation of a GenBank genome assembly. NCBI's taxonomy places the organism in Eukaryota, Metazoa, Arthropoda, Insecta, Lepidoptera, Crambidae.
CCCGCGACCACGUGCACGCGCUGUCAGUAUCAUGAUAUAUAACAAUAAGGGGGCGGGCUCAUGGCGGCGCUGCAGCGCGUCGACAGGCUGCUGCUGCGGCUCACUACCCGCGCGCCGCUGGCCCGCGACCACGUGCACGCGCUGCUGCUGAAUGUAUCGUUGGACACAGCCAUCCCGGGGCUGAGUCGGUCGGCGCCCGCGCUAGGCGUGGAGAUGUGUGAAUGUUCAAGCGCUUACUCCGCGCCUUCCUGCCAACUGCCCGCUCCUGGAUUCUGGAUGCCGCCAGUUGCUGUACGCUUCUCCAAUGUCGCUGGAACUAUUGUGAUACACAUGGAAGGGACGGCAAGACCAUGUGAUUGCAACGGCAGAGCUACUGCCUGCGAUCCCAACACGGGCGCUUGUUUGAACUGCACGGAGAACACAGGCGGACCGCGGUGUUCAGAAUGCGCGGCGGGGCAUUACGGGCGGCCCGGGGCGGGCGGGACGGGGGGCUGCCAGCCUUGCCCCUGUCCCUCGCGGGCUGCGAACUACGCCAAUGCCUGCACUAUGCACGCUGGUAGACUUCAAUGUCUCUGCAAGCCUGGAUUCGCGGGGUUGGAGUGCGAGCGUUGCGCGUCGGGCUGGUACCGCAGCGGUGGCGGCGCGUGCGUAGAGUGCGGCUGCGACCCGCGCGGUGCCCUCACCGACGCGUGCGAUGCAACGGGGCGCUGCACCUGCCGCGCCGGCGCUGCGGGCCUGCGCUGCGACCGAUGCGCAGCGCCGCGCGCCUAUCUGCAUGCGCCCGGAGACUGCAGGGCAUGCGACAAUUGCACCCAGACCCUACUCGACUCGGUAGAACAAUUAACUCGGGAGUUACGCACGAGAGCGGAUCCCACCGAGCUGAGUCGGAUACCGAAGCCGUUCCCAGCAUUACUGGAAUUCGCGCACAAUGCGUCUUUGUCGAGAUCUACCUUAGACUCUCUCAACCAAGACAUGAUGAACUCGCGAAUCAUAAAACCCACGAUCCACGAUUUGGAAGAAAAGGAACACGAAAUAUUUACUGAAGCCAACAAACUGAAAAGUGAAGCCAGUACUUUAGAGAAACACGCACAUUAUCUGAGCUUAGAAAGUAUGAGUGGGCUGGAGGAAGUAUUGAGGUUGAAGAAUCGAUUAGGUGAACAAGUGAUCGAGUUGGGAGAAUUCACCUUUGGUGACAAACAUCUGUCUGCGCGCAAAGCACUGAAAGAUGCGAAACACUUGCUCAGAGAAAUAAAAGACUUUAAAAUAUCCGAUUUCUUAGGUGGAGCCAACGAUGUUUUCGAUUCGGCAACAUUACAAUCUACAGCAGUGCAAGAGUACGAUUACCGAUUGCAAGAUACACAGAAACGCGUGUCUGAGAUAAAGAACGCCCUCGAACAUUGGGAAAGGAAGUCGGAGGAUCUACAACGGCUGGGGAACAUAGUGUGGGGUGCUGGAGACGUGGUGGCCGCCGUCGGGAAGACUGUGAAACCGAGACUGUCUGCUUUAAGGGACACGGCGCUUCGGUGUAGACUGCUGCUAGAGGACAUAACAUCUUUAUCACCAAAAAACUUGACGGACGAAGUGGGUUCGUCUUUGCUAAGAGCUCAGUCGUUGGCCAUACGUUUCCCGAGCAUGGCGGCGGAGCUGAAGGUGCUGACUCUGGCCGCUGAGGAGAAGGAGGGUAUCCUGUACAGCUUGACGCCUCAGUACCGCACCAAGUACUUAGAACCGGUGGAGAGACAUGUCGCAGACCUUGGUGAUAAGGCUAAACAAUACAAGAGUGUAUUCGCGGGGGCGCGGUCUGCAGCAUCGCUGGGCGUUUCAGCAGCUCACGCGUGGGGCUCGGUUGCGAGCGGAGUCCGCGACGCAGCCGCCACCGCCGCCGCUGCAGCCGCAGCUGCCUCCGCCGCUGCUGCAACCUUUUCUAGAGACUCCGCGCCUCGAGCCGCCGCUGCUGGUAUAGCUGCGUCUACUGAACUCAAGAGGCGGGCUGCUAACCUUCUCGCAGAAUCGGAUGAACUGCGCAACCGCCUCGAGUCGCUGAGCCGCGCGGGCGACGUGGUCAGCGUGUCCCUGCGCGCCCUCGGCUGGGGCGAGCGGUCACUGGGCGCUCGACCACGCGCGCGCGUUUCAGACGCGCUGCAGGAGGCCGGCGCGCGGGCCGACCGCGUGUUCGGCACCAUGCGCGCGCUGUACGAGCACGCCGCCGAGCUGAGGCGUCGCGCGCGAUACUCUCUGCGCCGCAGCCUCGCCGACCUGCAGCGGCACGGAGACACGCAGCUCGGCGCCGCGCAGGAGCACGUGUCUCAGAUCCGUGGCAACACACUGCGCGGGUCUGAGUUAGCGGAAGCGCUGGCGGCGGCGGCAGCGGCGAGAGCCCGCGAGCACGCGGCCGCGCAGGGGACUAUCAGCCCUGCGCUCUCAGCGUUAAGGGACAAAGUCGCGCGCGCCAAGCACGCCGCACACUCGAUAUCGGUAUCACUGACGUCAGCGGAGGGCGCAGCGGUGGGUUGUUCGCGCGCAUACUCGUUGACAGACGCGGCUCCGUCCGCCGCCCGCGUCACCGUCACCGUGUCUUUCGCCACCGUGCGGGACGGACCACUUAUCCUACUCACUGAUGACACGCAGGAAAGUGAAAAAUACAUGAAGCUAUCAGUUGUGAAGAAAGCGUUGCGAUUGGUCUGGGACUUGGGCGCCGGUGAAGGGGUGAUCUCACACCCUGAGGUACUGCAGCCAGCUCACGAUGACGCCGACUCCACCACAUACGGGAUAGAGAUUGAGAGGGUUUGGAACACAGUCACCUUGCGCGUGGAGCGACUCGACGGCGGUAUCAGCCCAACGACCUUCAGCAACAGUAGCGGGGCUGGCGGUACUCAGUUUACGCCCACUACCUUGUGGUUGGGCAGUAGUGGAGGCGGCAGCGGUCUGCCGGGCUGCGUGCACGGCGUUCAGUACGACGGAGCAAGUCUGGGCUUAUGGAACUUCCGGCAUCAACCGCCUAAUGCGCAAUGCACGGGAUGCACACAGAGAUGGCGCCGUAGUAGUCGUGCGGGUUUGGGCGCGGGCGGUGAUAUGGUGUGGCUGGACGGCGCCGGUUACGCGGAGCUUCCGGGAGGCCGCCGCACGGACAGACGACACUUCAGUGUCGCCUUUACGUUCCGCACGCGCGACCCGCACGCGCUGCUGUUCACCGCGCUGGACGAGCCCAACAACCGGUCGGUGUCGGUGAUAAUGCGGGACUGCCGCGUGGUAUUCCUGGUGCAGUACAGCGGCGCGCGGCUGGAGAUCGCCGACCGCGCGAACCACUGCGACGGACAAUUGGCGCACGUGCAGGCUGCGAGGGUAUUCGCUGGGAACAAGCUUGAGAGAGGCAGCCUGCGCGUGAACGGCGCAGAAACACUCGGCUCUGCGGAGCCGCCCGUCGUGUCGGCGGCCGCGCUACCAGAACUGGGCGGCGCGCGCUACUGGGCGGGCGGCCGGCCCCCGGGCGCGCCUGCCCUGGCGCCGCCCCUGCGCGGCUGUCUGGGCGGCCUCACUGUUGACAGACAUCUGUAUAGCCUGCUCGACACGCCAGCAAGACAUGGGCUGGAGCCUUCGUGUGAGCCACGGAUGGUCAGGUCUGCUGCCUUCGAAGGCUCGGGCUUCAUCGAGCUGUCGUCUCCCGCACUCAAACGCAAGAGCUCCAUCGGGAUCAGUUUCCGAGCUCGGGGUCCCGGCCUCCUGCUAUACCGUACCCCGGAUAUGGCUGAUGCUGCGAAUACAGAACACGAGAACCACUACCUGGCCCUGAUGAUAAUUGAAGGGGAUUUGCAAUUAAUAGCGGCCGCUGGCAAAGCAGAGCUGCGCCUGCGCACGAACGGAACGAAAUUUGACGACGAUCAUCUGCACGCCGUACGGAUCAUCAGGGUGCACAAGCAGCUAGAAUUAUGGGUGGACGACGUACUAGAGACGCACGGCACGCUGGCGGGCGGCGCGAUACCCGCGCGGCCGCACGGGCUGUUCCUGGGCGGGGUCAAUGACACUAUGGGCGGCUACAACGCCUCUUUCCCUACCACAGGGUUCACUGGAACCAUAGCUGACGUUAUCGUGGACGCACAGUUAGUAGGGCUGGAGACUGCACGGUCAUGGCACGGGGCGCGCGAGGGGCGCGGGGCGGGCGCGGCGCGGGGGGCGGGCGGCGCGCCCCGACCUCUGCAUGCCGCCCCUGAUGACGCCGCGCCAUGCACUAAGUCAGCGUCGUACACAGUAGAGGCUGGAGCAGUGAAGUUUGGCGAUGCACCUUGGAGUCACGCAGCUUUACGAUUGCCAGCGAAGGGAAGAGGGCUGGUGUUUUCAUUGGAAUUUCGCACCUUUCAGCCUGAUGGACUGCUGGUGCUGGCGCCGGGCUCGAAGGCGAAACCAAAGCAUUACUUGGCGCUGAUGAUCCGCGAGGGCAAGCUGAAGCUGGUGGUGCGCGGGCGCAAACGGCGGGAGCUGUCGCUGGUCGCGUUCGUCGCCGAUGGCACGUGGAGAUCGGUAUCGGUGUCGGUGUCUCGUACGCGCGUGGCGCUAUGGAGCGGGUCGCAGUCGGCGCGCGCUGCGACGGUGGGCCCGGCGCGCGCGCGGCGCCUCUACGUGGGCGGGCUGCCCGCGCCCGCCGCCCCACGCGCCCUACCGCCCGCGAUCGUGCGCGUGGGCGGGUUCGUAGGCUGCGUACGGAAGGUGACACUUAACAAUCGCGCGGAGGAUCUAGUGAGGGACGCGCGAGACCACCACGCCGUCGGACAAUGCUUCCCCGACGUCGAACAGGCGGCGUACUUUGCAGGUGAUGCGUACGCGUCGGUGAGCGACGUGGAGUUUGGUUCGGAAGUGCGCGUGCGCUUCAGGAGCGCGGCGUCGCGCGCGCUGCUGCUCGCCGCUGACGGAUUACUGCUGGAGUUACGAGACGGAAAGGUGGUGCUGACGCGGUACUCUAGCACCGGCGAGGUGCGGGGCCGCGCGGAGGCCGGGCGCGGGUUGUGCGACGCGCGCUGGCACUGGGCCGGCGUCAAGGGCACCGCCGUGUGGGCCGACGACGGCCCGCCCGCCAGACUGCCGCCCGCCCUGCUGCCCGACGCGCCGCGCCUGCCACGCCUCUACGUCGCCGGCGCGCCAGAAGGUACAGCGGACCUGCCGGACGGCGGGCGGGAGAACUUCAAGGGUUGCAUCGCUGAAGUAUGGGUGGGGGGACGCUUACGACCCUGGAGCGAGAUGAACACCCACCACGUACUCCUGGACUCGUGUCCGAAGCGGUGACCAUGAUGCGGUACAAGUUCCCAAAGUGAAAAAGACCUUCCUAAACUCGCGGGAAGAUAGAAGACACCUUAAGGGCCCAAUGUUUUGGAAUCUAACGGAAUACAUCACUCACCAUCGAUUUCCUCCUACGAAGAAAACCUUUGUAGUUACGUAGAGAUAUUUUUGUGUAAUAACUUCCCAUCACAGCUGUCGUGUUACAGCACAGGCAAUACUUCUAUACAUCUUUUUAGUACUUAAGAUUUUUCACUGCAGAGUUUAGUAUGUAGCUCUAUUUGUUGGUCGAAAAAGCGAAAUUAUUUCGUUUCGUUUCUUUUCGCUCUCAAUAUGUUUUAUUACGCUUUUUAGUAUUUCUUCUGUCACGUAGAAUUUGUAAUUCGAAAAUACUUGCCAAUGAAUAUGACAAUGAUAUUGUUAGCUCCAAUUGCCAAGCACUAAGAACGAUAUUAGUAGUGCAAAUGUAUCUUCUAAGAUGAGCUUGAUAGAACUUCAUAUUUAAAAAUAGGAAAAUCUUUCAAAGUAGCUUGAGUUCUUUCAACUGUCUUAAUAAAGAUUAUCUUCAUUUGCUUUUAUCAUGGUUGAUAAUAAAUUACAUUAGAAAAUCCAAAAAUCUAAUUGAUUAAAUGUAGUUUAAAAGCAACUUUAAUUCACUUUGAAAUAGUUUUGGCUAGAGAUUAAUAAUGUAAAUUUUGUAUUUUAAGAGAUUUGGAAAAAAUAGGAACAAUUUAAAACGUAUUUCUAUAAUUGCGAAUGUAUUUGGUCAAAUUAGACUAGAUUUUGAGUGCCUUAAAUAAAUACCAAAUCUGGUUUUGGGUCACAGUCUCACAGAGCAGAAAGCAGAGUUCUGAGUUUAAGAAUAUUCCAUAACAAAAGUUUUUUCGAUGUGUCUUGAUAACACCAAGAUAAUGGUAAUUAAACAUUUAAGAUUUUAUGUUUGUUGAAAAUUAAUUAUGAUUUUUUGUAUCAAUUCUUUUAGACGCAUUAGUAAUUGUAAAGUGAAAACUUUGAAGAUAAUUUUAUUAUUAUUUUAUACCGAGGCGAGUCACCUUCAGCAAAUACAGUAUACAUUAAAGUUUGCUAUUAAAACAGAUUAUCAGCACCACGAGUCACAAACAGAGGCUAAUGUAAAUAUUAUUUUACUAAAUAAAACCCUUUAUUUAUGGAGGACAACACUCUUAAUACUCGUGUACAUAAUGAGGUACUUAAUAUAAUUACCAGUAUUCAUAGUAAGUCGAUAAUUACUGUAUCUGUAAAUAUUUAGUCACAUAGUUUAAUAUUUUUUUUGUAUUUUUCUAUAUAGGUGUACACUUAGGUAGUAAUUUUUUUCUAUGAAAUUGAUACUUUAAACCUCAUUAUCAUAUUGAAUUUUUGACACAUUUCUUGAUCCACUAAAGUAGUAUUUGUAGUAUCAUAAAAGUUCCGAGAUGUAUUCUUGUUAUUAUUAAAUCAAUCAAAGGUCGCGCGGCACGUAACUCUAGCGUUGAACAAACCACUGGGGGGCUAUCUGCGCAUGGGCAUGACGGGAGAGACAAUCGGCGCAGGGCACGCCAACCAGCUCACCUCGUUUCCCCCCAACACAUCUUAAUUUUUACUUCUGCGCAAUAACGGUCAGCGCUAGAGUUCCGUGCUGCGACUUAUAAGCACAUUUUAAAGGACAUGGUAAAGUUUUGUAUGAGCGACUGCCCUGGCAAUGUAUAAAUACUAUACUUAGUAAUAUUUAAUGGUAAAUGGCUGAAUAUUUAUAAUUUCUAUGAAAAAAGCCUCGGGAACUUUUGAUAGUCACAAUCUUGAAAAUUAUGAGAACUCCUACUAUGUCAUUACCUUACUACAGUUGAUAAAAGAUGUUGCCAAUUGUUUACAGAGUCAUGCAUUUCGCAUUUUCUUAAAAUCUUUCUUCCCAUUUCUCUGAUUAACUCUUCACAAAAAUUGUUUUUAAAGCAAAAAAAAAAUACAAAUAGUUUGUUAUCGUCGGCCUGACAGGAAAUCUGUGAAGUUUUAUUUUGUUAAUUUGCAAAAAUUAAAGGAUAAAUUAUCAUACAGCCUUGUUUCAAGCCUGAUCAGAAUUAUAGAAAUCUAUUAUUUUAGGCCUUCAGUGAUUUGUUUUGAUAAAAAUUAGGGCCAAAUAUGUCAUAGUUUGAAGGAGUUUAGAAACAAUAUUGUUUAUUUCGAUAUACUUACACAAAUAUAUUUUGUGUACAUUUAUUGUUCAUUUAUUUUGUAAAACGGAACAUUUUGCUUUUUAAACAGACAUGAAGUCAAUUUUUAUACUUUCAAAGAUUUGAUUAUUUCACGAAAGUUGUAUGAGAAUAAUAAACACGUAAUAAUUAAUAAAAAAAUAUUGUAAAGUUACUGGCUAGUGCGAAAUAUUUAUACCCGUUAAAGGCAGUUUCUUAGCCAUGUCCUUUGAUUAAAGAUUUAUAAGUAGAAGUUUUUCACCUAACUAAAUACUUUAAUAACGAAGACAAUAUGCAUUUAUGUACUUACACGUAGUCACUAGAGUUAGCUUAAAAUGUGCAAAGGCGAGUCACCGCAUAGCUAGGUCAAUUCAAUAAAUUGACUGUUAAUGGCGGUGUUUGACAGCAGUACUGUUAUCAUGCAAGAUUUUUCGCCGUAUUUAUUUUUUGGGGACAGUUUUUAUUUCAAUUCAUAUCUGAAAAAGGGGCACCUGUGGAUUUCUUUUUGGUUUUCACAUUAUCAUUGAUGAAUUUAAUUGUUUUUAAUUUAAAAAUGGCCGAUUUUAAGCAAUAUUGUACGAAUGCUCCGCCGUUUUCAGUCGUGUUUUAUUUGAUCGAACUAUAGCCUGUUGUACAUACGAUGGUCCAGCUUUAAUAGUUAACUAAACACCGUGUGUUGCCGUCACAAAUUAAUUUUAUUUAUGAGAGCGUGUUCAAUAAUUUUAAUUAAUCUCGAUAUAAGUGUUGGACCUAGUGGUCAGAAAGCUUUUCACUUUUUAUUGCUAAAAGGGCUAUUUAUUCAUUUUAAAACUGUAUAACGAUAAAAUUAUUAUGUUAAACAUUCAAGUAUUUAUCAUCUUUCGCAAUAAAUAAUGAUAACCAUGUGCUAAUUGGUAUUAUGUAAGAAGUAUGUGGAGCUCGAUGGCGCAGGUGGUUAGCGCGUUCAACUGCGAUUGUUGAAGUUAAGCAACUUUCGCAGUGGUCGGCCAUUGGAUGGGGGACC